AACUCAAUCCCUACACAGUGGAUGGGAAGCCUUGCUGUGAUUGGUCGGGGGCAAGUCAUUGUUGCGCUGUCAAUCUAAAUCACAUGGCCGGGACACUAUUAACAGCUGAGGUCUGCGGACAAGUUUCCAGAGUUCUGUUUCAGAGCAGUGGGGAGCAGAUCCAGCAGACGAGCACCGAGAAAUGAGAAGCACCUGGCAAUCUAACACCACAUAAGCUUUUGACAACUUUUUUUCCCCCCACACGAGACUGGUCAGUACUAUUUCUACCUCUCUUCUCGUCUUUGAUGGUAUUUGGUUCAACUUUUUCCGCGCCUGAGUGUACAUUUCAAAGACGUUUGAAUGUAUAACAUGAUGGAAACAGAGAUCAAGAGCCCGCUCCCUCAGUCCAAUUCGGCCUUAACAGCGGGCAACAAAAACAACAGUGCCAACGACCAAGAUCGGGUGAAGCGACCUAUGAACGCCUUCAUGGUGUGGUCCCGUGGACAGCGGAGAAAGAUGGCACAAGAGAACCCUAAAAUGCACAACUCCGAGAUCAGCAAGCGCCUCGGCGCAGACUGGAAACUUUUGACGGACGCAGAGAAGAGACCCUUUAUCGACGAGGCCAAGCGUCUGCGAGCCAUGCACAUGAAGGAGCAUCCGGAUUACAAAUACCGUCCGCGCAGGAAGACCAAGACUCUGCUCAAGAAAGACAAGUACUCUUUGCCCGGAGGACUUCUGGCGCCAGGUGCCAACGCUGUGAACAAUGCCGUCUCGGUGGGACAGCGGAUGGACAGUUAUGCUCACAUGAACGGCUGGACGAACAGUGCGUACUCCCUCAUGCAAGACCAGUUGACCUACCCUCAGCACCACAGCAUGAACAGUCCCCAGCUCCAGCAGAUGCACCGGUAUGAGAUGGCAGGCCUCCAGUACCCCAUGAUGUCCUCGGCACAGACCUACAUGAACGCGGCUUCCACGUACAGCAUGUCCCCCGCGUACACGCAGCAGACCUCCAGCGCCAUGGGCUUGGGCUCAAUGGCCUCGGUGUGCAAGACCGAGCCCAGCUCGCCGCCCCCUGCAAUUACCUCUCACUCUCAGCGGGCGUGUUUGGGGGACCUGAGGGAUAUGAUAAGCAUGUAUCUGCCUCCGGGUGGGGACAGCGCGGAUCACUCUUCCCUGCAGACCAGUCGGUUACACAGCGUACAUCCGCACUAUCAGACCGCGGGGACCGGCGUGAACGGAACGCUACCCCUGACCCACAUUUGAAAAAAAAUAAUACUAUAAACUUAAGUACUUCGGAUACUUGAACAUUUUGAUUGCUAAAAGAAUCGACAUUCAGUAGUUUUGUUUAAAAAAAAAAUGAAAUUUUAUUUUUUAUCUCAACGAGUUGUCCAUUUUAAAGCAUUUUAAAAACUAGCCUACAUAUCCUGGACUGAAACUGAAUGUUGAGCCCACCAGAGUAAAUUGCAUUGCAAAGAGGCUUUUAUCAUGAGUAUAAGCAAUCAACUUCUGUAGAAGAAUUGGACUUCUAUAUUUUAAUAAUGCCAUCAUAUUUUCUCUCUAUGAAAAAGGCAUGUGGCCUCGUGAAGAGGCCGUUGUAUUUCAGAAAAGCUGGACGGAAAGUUGGUUCAUAAAUGUUUACACUUAAUUUGUAGAAUGUCGGAAUGUUUGUCCGCUGUGUCCAAAUCUUUGUAGUCUUUUUAUUUUUCCUUCACAUGACCUAGGUUUUAAUGAAAUGUAACACUGUGCGGGUCGCAAGCGCAAGUUUAUUUAUAGUAUUUUUUUAAGCUUGUGUACGUCAUGUUUUAAUGUUCAUUUUUGUUUUGUGACCUUAUUUUCUGUGAUGUUUUGACAGUGUCAGGUUAACCCAUGUCAUGGGUCAAGAGUUAUUUAAAACUGACGUUUCUACUUAUUUUAAGACCAUCCUCUAUUCUUUAAUGAAUAAAUUUGUACGAAACAAUGUUA
Molecule: messenger RNA, 1941 nt
Organism: Esox lucius (northern pike)
Lineage: Eukaryota; Metazoa; Chordata; Actinopteri; Esociformes; Esocidae
Gene: sox3
Product: SRY-box transcription factor 3
Exons: 1
Coding region: 340-1242 (300 amino acids)
Biological process (GO): regulation of DNA-templated transcription; cell differentiation; anatomical structure morphogenesis
Molecular function (GO): RNA polymerase II cis-regulatory region sequence-specific DNA binding; DNA-binding transcription factor activity, RNA polymerase II-specific
Source: RefSeq, a predicted model, not a curated record